Molecule: messenger RNA, 1881 nt
Organism: Rotaria sp. Silwood2
Lineage: Eukaryota; Metazoa; Rotifera; Eurotatoria; Philodinida; Philodinidae
Source: the annotation of a GenBank genome assembly
AUGUGGGCAUUGAAAGUGCUAGAUGCUUGGGGAAAACCAUUACCAUCUGGUUUAUUAAAAGGAAAUACUUAUUGGGUUGGUGAUUAUGAUGAAUGUAUACAACCAAUGUAUUUGCCAAAUAAUAAAACAUUUCUAUCACAACCAUUUAAUACACAAUAUUGUACCCUUACAAUGAAAGCAUCUCCAAUAGGUCCAAACGUAAUGCUUUCUCUUGUUCUUGGUCUUUGUAUUCCAUCAUCAUGUGAUCGACAAGAAGUUGUUUCUUUGAUUGAUACACUAUUUAAUAAUAGUAAUAUAACAAAAGAUAAUCUUGCUUGUUCAAAUGAUCCUCCUAAUGGACAAAUAGGUCUAACUCAUGGAGCAAUAGCAACUAUUAUUAUUCUUUUAUUUUUGGGCUUAUUGGUCUUGAUAGGAACAAUCUUCGAUCUUAUUUUUAUGUUAAAAGUUGAUUCAGCUGAUAAUAUGAUUACAUAUAAGAAUGGAUAUGCUCAUUUUGAAAAUGCCGAAACACCUGAAAAUGAACCGGUAAACUCAUCGAAAGAUUCACUUCAAGUAUUGAUUCUUCCUAAACCUCAUAUAGUUUUCUUAGCUGAAUUUUCCGUUUUAAAAAGUCUUCGCCGAAUAUUUACGAUGAAACAGACGAAUGAUAAUAAUGCAUUUCUAUUUAUCAAUGGAAUUCGAGUUUUAGCUUUGUUUUGGGUUAUUAUUGGACAUUCAUUAGGCUUUGGCUUCACGUAUACAAGCAAUAUAGUAGACGUACUUGCUUGGACUCGUAAUAUAGCAUUUCAAUUGAUUAUUAAUGCAUUUCUAAGUGUUGAUACAUUCUUUGUACUUAGUGGUUUCUUAACAGCUGUGAUAUUUGUUCGACAAGUAGAAAAAGAAGGAAAAUUAUCUUUUCGUCUAAUAUUUCUUUACUAUAUUCAUCGAUAUAUUCGAUUGACACCAGCAUUUCUUCUAAUAGUUCUUGUAAGUAUUAAUUUAACACCAUAUUUUGGUCAUGGUCCUGUCUAUCCAACACAACAAGGAUUUGAAUCGACUGAUUGUCGCACAAAAUAUUGGUGGACAUCUAUUCUUUAUAUUGGUAAUUUAGUGAAUCCAGAUAGUAUGUGUUUAGGUCUUUCAUGGUAUCUUUUUAAUGAUAUGCAAUUUCAUUGGAUUGCACCUUUAACUUUAAUUCCAUUUGUCUUGGGACGAAAAUCAUUAUCUUUUCUUCUUACUAUUCUUUUAAUUUUGAUUGGUAUUGGAUCAAUUUUAAUUACUGUACUUUAUUAUUCUGAGAUGCCAUUAGGUAGUUUAACUGCAUUCACUAAUACUAAUGGUCCUACCUUCUUCAAAAAAAUUUAUGUUACACCAUGGUGUCGAAUAUCUCCAUAUGCUGUUGGUAUGCUAACUGGAUAUUGUGUCAUUAAUGCUGGUCGUCAAUAUCGAAUUAAUAGAUAUGCCAAAGGUUUUGGAACUAUGUUUGUUGGUAUGAUUGCUUUAGUUUGUCUAUUUGUGACAUAUCCUGAUUCUAUUCUUACAAAUGGCCUAAGUCGUCCAGUGCUAGUUGCAUAUCAAUCACUAUCACGAACAUUUUGGUCAAUUGUUAUUGGAUGGAUUUUGUUUUUAUGUAGUAUGAAUCAAGGUGGAAUAGUCAAUAAAAUUCUGUCAUGGCCUAUUUGGUCUCCUUUUGCUAAACUUAACUAUUCAUGUUAUCUCGUACAUGCUACAACUAUUUUUAUAAUUAUAUUCAAUCAAAUCACGCCUUUCUAUUAUCAAGGACAUCUUGUUGUAAAUAAUUUUGUUUCACAUAUAUUUUUUAGUUAUGCAUCGGCGACUUUAGUUGCGAUUUUUUUUGAAACACCUUUUUUCAUUAUUGAAAAGAAACUUUUCAAACGAUAA